Molecule: messenger RNA, 1226 nt
Organism: Ciona intestinalis (vase tunicate)
Lineage: Eukaryota; Metazoa; Chordata; Ascidiacea; Phlebobranchia; Cionidae
Source: RefSeq, a predicted model, not a curated record
CCAUUUAACUGGUAACAAAAAGUAACUUACGUUGCGCGCGCGUUUUUAGGAAUUUUGUUGCUUUAUUAGACAGAACUGAAAAAAAAUAUCAUUAAUGUUUUAAUUUUAACUUGAUAUUAAAUAAAUGUCUCGAAAGACGAGUGAAACCGUGUUCAGGCACAGUAAAGCUACGCCAGAUGAGUGUGGAAACGUAGCGUGGGAGGACGAUGCAUUAAUUAAGGCGUAUGAUACGGCGGUAUCAAAUCUACAGAAUUUCGACUUACGUACAAGUCCUUAUCAGUCUUCCCCACCGUACGAUGCCUCAGCUACCGUGUCUAACGAAACUGGUUACGUUGUUUGGAGCAGAACACCAAAAGUAGAGGUACAGCAUUAUGCCGAUGAUAUUAAACAAAAUGAAGAAUAUGUCGAAGAAAAUGAUGAAACAUGGUCCGCUGGUGACGAAUGCAUGGCAUAUUUCUAUGAGGAUGGACUGUACUACCCUGCUGUCAUACAAUCUGUUGAUUAUGAUGACGGAACAGCUACUGUGGAAUAUACCGACUACAACGGGGGUCCUGAGGCUGUACAGUUAGAAGACAUACAUCCGCGCCGGCUAUGGAAUCUCUCAGAAGUUGAAUCAAAUUUAAGCGAAACAACGCAAUCAUGUUCGAGCUCUGUAGCUAAUAAUGCUGAUGAUGAGCGGCAGAAAAAAGAAAAUAAACCUCGUUUAAAAUCUUCACAUCAUAACCAUAAACAAUUCAUUCCGAAACCUUUUAAUCUAAUGCCGCCGUCUCCAUGGAUGUUACCGCCGGAUUUAAAUACGACAACGAAUGAUGUUAACAGCUUAUCAAAAGACGCACUUUCGAAUAUGUUCGCCAGUUGGUAUAUGGCAGGGUAUCAGACUGGUUUUCAUAGAGGUCUAGCGUCUUCUUGUUGCAAAAAUAAUUGCAAAAAAUGACCACAGAAAUUAUGUCUAAGCUAUGAGCUGAACAGAGGAAUUAUGUAUAAGUUGUUCUACUUUUUUGAUUUAAUAAUGAAAGAAAUUGCUGAUUUGUUUUUCUACAAUUAUUUUGCCUUGUGUAAGUGUAGUUAUAAUGUGAUUUGUAAUGGCCUACAUUUGCGCACUCGACUGCAGUAUCUAGGUCUCAAGGUAUCAAUAACUUGUAUUUGUGAUCGAUAUGUAGAGAAAUAUCUACCAUAGGCUACACAACAAAUAGUGACAAUCACACUUACACUCUUAUUUUGUUUAG